AUGUCGUCCCUCAGCAAUCUCAAGCCCAUCAAGAUCUGGGGCAAGGGAGGACCCAACCCGCCCAAAGUUGCCAUGAUCGCUUCUGAGCUGGGAAUCCCACACGAGAUCGUGGAUAUCCAAUUCAGCGAGCUCAAGAAGCCCGACUUCCUCGCCAUCAACCCUAACGGCCGCAUGCCUGCCAUCCAAGACCCCAACACCGACCUCACGCUUUGGGAGUCGGGCGCCAUCGUGGAGUACCUGAUCGAGAAGUACGACACGGAGCGCAAGCUCAGCUUCGAGCCGGGCACCAACGAGGCCUACCACGCCAAGCAGUGGCUCUUCUUCCCAGACCACGGGCCAGGGCCCCUACUACGGACAGGCCGUCUGGAAAUCAUACGGGUGACGACGGUGCUGGAGGGCGAGCUCGCGCGGCAGCAGGAGGCGCACGGCAACAAGGAGGGGUUCAGCGGGCCGUGGCUGGUCGGCAACAAGUUGUCGUACGCCGACUUUGCCUUCUACCCGUGGCAGUGGGCCGCCCAGAGGGUCCUGGGCGACGACGGCGAAUACAAGAUUGCCGAUUUCCCGCUCGUGAAAGCAUGGCUGGAGAAGCUGAAUGCGCGGGAGUCGGUCAAGUACGCGCUACCGGAGUAG
Messenger RNA from Chaetomium globosum CBS 148.51, 630 nucleotides. RefSeq lists its product as uncharacterized. The record is from RefSeq and is a predicted model, not a curated record. Bases 1 to 630 code for a protein of 209 amino acids. The transcript is spliced from 2 exons. NCBI's taxonomy places the organism in Eukaryota, Fungi, Ascomycota, Sordariomycetes, Sordariales, Chaetomiaceae.